UGUCAGUCGGGCAGACACACAAUGAAAGUCUGUGUGCUUGUAAAAUCGCUGGGCACAGUCAGAAUCAGCAGAGUGUGCCGAUAACACUCCAACAACAACAACAACAAAAGUUAGAGGAACUUCAGCCUGAUCCAUGCUGGGCUCUAAGUGGAUGAGCUCCUGGUUCUUGCAAGACUUGCAGACAUAUAGACCCACAUUCCAACCAUGAGAAAGGAAUAACUGGAAGCCUGGCCCAACCCCCCUGCAGAUCUGGGAAGCCUGUGCUGUUUCUUUGCAACAACUGAUUGCUUUUCCCAUUGGUGGUGGGACAGCCAGAAGUUCUCUAUCAAGUUCUUUCCAGUGAUAUUUUUGGACCUCAUGUGGCAGCACAAGUGAGAAAAAACUUCACUCCUGUUAUCUACAGUAUAUAGAGAAUGGGGGAAACGGCUCCCCCACAAGCCCCAGCGGGUAACCUUGGAAUAGGUGUUGCAGGCGCUGGGCUCCUCGGGGGCGGGUCAGUCGCACCACGUAUUCACAGCGCUAUUGUAGAGCGACUGAGGGCUCGGAUUGCCGUGUGCCGCCAGCAUCACUUGAAUUGUGAGGGUCGUUAUGAACGGGGUCGGGCAGAGAGCUCAGACAGGGAGCGAGAGAACACGCUACACUUGCUGACUGUAGUGCAACAUGGACAGGGCCCCAGGAAGAACAACAAACACAACAAGAGCACAUGUGCGCCACCACCCGACUACCAUCAUCAUCAUCAGCAACGCCUGCAAAGCACCGAAGGGAAAGAAAUCAGUGCGAACCAACAACCUCAAUCUUCUAAUGGGCUGAACCAGAGGAACUCUGCUCUCAUUGCACUGCAAGGUUCUUUGAAGAGGAGAUUAGUUGUUUCGACGCCACAAAAUAAGAGAUUGAAUGGUAUAUCCGACCAUUCAUUCCUUGAUUUCAAGAAACAAAGAAACGAGCAUCUUAUAGCAGCACAAAACGAAUAUCAUAACAUUAAUGGGCUUCACCCGGUCGGUACUAGAGAUGCACAGAUGGAGCUUUCAGGACCCAGAAGUAACAAUAAUACCAACAACAACAGCAACUGUAAUUCCAAUGAUUUAUUUGACUUUGCUUUUAAGGAUAUAAAAAAGGAACCAGGAGAAGCUGUGUCUUGUGGAAAGCAUUUAGACGUUCCUCUUUCCCAUGAAAAUCAGAUGAAAUAUGGAGAGGAUUCAGGAGAGCAGUUUCUGGAUCCUGAGCUCCAGGAAUUAUUUAAUGAGCUUGCAUAUAUAUCGGUGCCACCCAUGAGUGAUACUGAAUUGCAGAACAUGAUAAAUAUCACUAUAAAGCAAGACGAACCUUUCCACAUUGAUCUAGGCCACCAAAAUCAGCAGACUACAUCUUCACCCAUGCCUUUAGACAAAGUUGUUAUAAAAAGUGAAUAUUCACCUGGCCUAGAACCUGCCUGUGUUGCUUCUCCUCAGAUGAGGCCUUCUUCUACAGGAUCAGCCUUUCCAAUGUCUAGUGCUACCUUGGCAUCUUCACCAAAUACUAAAGCAUCCCAAAACCCAUCACAGACACAGGUUUCUGGUACAAACCGAUUGCACAGCUGGCAGGAGUUAUCUCAUGCACAACAUCUAAAGCAAAUAGCAGCUAACAGACAAAAUAAUAUCAUUCACCAACAUCAGCCAAACCAGCCCUCAAGCUGGCCAAACAUGUCACCAACUGGAUUGUCACCAAGGCCUUUUGGAGAUGUGAAAGUUCCAAGCCCAUUUCGACAUCAACAGUUAAGUUCUCAUAGUCCCUCCACAAGCAACUUACCUGUAAACGGGGCUCAGUCCAAAAUGAUGAGCGGCUAUCUCUAUAAGCAUAAUGCAUGUUCCCAGAAUAAUGUCAACGAAUUAGUAAAAACACAGGAUACCAAGUGUGCAGUCAAUGCCACCCAUUCUACUCCACAAGAACAAAUUCAAAGCAACAUUAAGCCUUCGUUUCAUUUCAACCAAGAUCAGUCCAACCAACAAAUGUCUUCUGUAGUGAACAAUCCAAACAAAUCCGUGUUACAAUACCCUCAACAGAAGCAACAGGCAUCUACAUCGAAACAACACCAUGAACAACCCAAACAGGUACAAAAUGUUUCCAACCAGCAACUGUCAAGGCCAACUACAUUUCAGCAGAAGAUGACAUUUCCAAAACUACAGCAAAACCAGCCAAUCUCUGGUCUUCACUAUUCAUCUGUUCACCCACAACAGGACCAACAUUCUGCAGCAACCCCGGGUACUCCCACCAACUCCAACCCAACGUCAUGUGCAAGUCCAAACACCGGCAAUGGUUAUACAUCCCAGCAGCCCUUGUCAGCACAGCAACUGAUGGAGAAGGCAAAUGCCCUUCAGAGGCAGAUGAUGGAGCAGAAGCAGCAGCUUCUAUUGCAGCAGCAAAUGUUGGCAGGGAUGGAGAAAAGUAACAGCCAGGAACAAAUAAGUCUCUUGAACAGACCACCACCAGACUACAAGGACCAAAGACGAAGCUCAGUUGGCUUGCAGCAAGCCAGCCAAUACACAAAUGGCCUACCACCUGUUGGCGUCAAUCAAAGCCCACCAGCAACGACCAACCCUGUUUCAACCCACAAUCUAACCCCACCGAAUCCAAAUCAUUCUUCCCCAAACCACAGUUCCAGAAUGACGCCUCUCCAAGGAGCUCAGAGCAUAUAUGGAAACCCACCAUGCUCUCAACAAGCUGUGUAUAAUGCGAGCCCUGGCACUAACCAAAUGCAACAACAGACUAGCCCAAAAACAAUGGGGAACAAUCAAAACAGCCACAUAUUGCCAAGGCGAUCUCCAUCUGGACAAGGAAAUCCACUGCCUCCUUUCAGUGUGGGUUCUGCAACUAGUCCUCCACAAUUCAGACCUUCUGUCAAUCAUGGAACCAAUAUGGCAGGGCAAAGACCCUCCAAUGGAAUGAUCAAUUCAUCUGUAUCACAGAACUGGCCAUCACAAGAAGCCAAGAAGCAAAGUGGGCUUUGCUUCUCCAACACCAAUAAGUUUUCCAGCCAGUCCCUUCAAGGAAUGUUGGGAAACCAGAAUUUUGCUCCCAAUCAGCCUGAAUUGCAGAUGAGAGCCCAGAUGAGCCAAGCCACUGCUGGACAAACAACGGAGCCGUUGAGAGGCUUUAACAGUGGGCAAGCUCAGAUGCGAGCGCAGUUGUCCCCUAACCAAGGUGGGGGUGGUACAGCCAUGGCAGCAAACUCAUUCACUUCCCCCAAUCCUGUACCUCGAGCUUUCCCGGGUUCCGAUACAAGUAAUGAUUUGGGAUCUUUUGAUUUCUUUUCUACUAACAGUGAUUUUGAUUUUAUUGAUACAUUACUUAAGACUGGCCAUGCCAACGAUGACUGGAUAAAGGAUAUUAUUUUAGAUGAGAUUUUUAAGAAUCAUGUCUAAAUUUGUAUUGUGUACUGUGCCAGUCUAGUACAAAAGCCCUUAAAGGAAAACUUAAAGGAGAACUAAAGCCUAACUAAAGAAGUAGGUAGAAAUGUUGUAUGUUUUGUGCUUCUUUACCAGCCCAAGGCAACCACAGUCCUUUAGCAG
Messenger RNA from Xenopus laevis (African clawed frog), 3545 nucleotides. RefSeq names its product mastermind like transcriptional coactivator 2 S homeolog (gene maml2.S). Bases 414 to 3398 code for a protein of 994 amino acids. Gene Ontology annotation, biological process: positive regulation of transcription by RNA polymerase II; positive regulation of transcription of Notch receptor target; Notch signaling pathway. Gene Ontology annotation, molecular function: transcription coactivator activity. Lineage: Eukaryota; Metazoa; Chordata; Amphibia; Anura; Pipidae. Gene Ontology annotation, cellular component: nucleus; nucleoplasm; nuclear speck. The transcript is spliced from 6 exons. The record is from RefSeq and is a predicted model, not a curated record.